UCCUGUUCUUCUCAACACCAACCACUCAUCACCAUGUCCCUCCCCAACGUCACCCGCUCGACUGCCCGUGCCGCUUUCCGCGCUGCUACCAAGCAGGUCGCACAGAAGCAGGCUGUCCGCUCCUUUGCCGUUGCGGCUGGCGCGGCUGCUCGCCCUGCCCUCCGUGCUGCGCCGGCUGCCCCCGUGAUGCAGAAGCGCGGCGUCAAGACCAUUGACUUUGCUGGUACCGAGGAGAAGGUCUACGAGCGCGCCGACUGGCCUCUCGAGAAGCUCCACGACUACUUCAAGAACGACACCUUCGCUCUCCUUGGCUACGGCUCCCAGGGCCACGGUCAGGGUCUCAACCUCCGCGACAACGGCCUCAACGUCAUCGUCGGUGUGCGCAAGGGCGGUCACUCGUGGAAGGAGGCCAUCGAGGACGGCUGGGUCGAGGGAAAGAACCUCUUCCCCAUCGAGGAGGCAGCGCAGAAGGGCACCAUCCUCAUGAACCUCCUCUCCGACGCGGCCCAAUCCGAGACCUGGCCCGAGCUCCAAAAGUUCAUCACAAAGGGCAAGACCCUCUACUUUUCGCACGGCUUCUCCGUCGUCUACAAGGAGCAGACGGGCGUCAUCCCCCCCAAGGACGUCGAUGUCAUCCUCGCCGCUCCCAAGGGUUCGGGACGUACGGUCCGAUCCCUCUUUGUCGAGGGACGCGGUAUCAACUCGUCCAUCGCUGUUCACCAGGAUGUGACCGGUAAGGCUCUCGAGCGCGCUACGGCUAUGGGUAUCGCUAUUGGCUCGGGUUACCUCUACGAGACGACUUUCGAGAAGGAAGUCUACUCGGACCUCUACGGAGAGCGCGGCUGCCUCAUGGGCGGUAUCCAGGGCAUGUUCAAGGCCCAAUACGACGUUCUCCGCGAGAAUGGCCACUCCCCCUCGGAAGCCUUCAACGAGACAUGCGAGGAAGCCCUCAUGUCCCUCUACCCUCUCGUAGGAGAAAACGGUAUGGACUACAUGUACAACGCCUGCUCCCUCACCGCCCGUCGUGGUGCGUUGGACUGGGCUCCCAAGUUCGAAGAGGCAAACAAGCCCGUAUUCCGUGAGCUUUACAAGAGCGUUAGGGAUGGUAGUGAGACGAAGAGGACUCUCGAGUUUGCUAGUCAGAAGAACUACCGUGAACUCUAUCAGGAGGAGACGGAUAAGAUUAGCGCCCAAGAGAUGUGGCGCGUUGGACAUAAGGUUCGCGCUCUUCGUCCUGACAGGAAGUAAGGUGCAGGCGUGCGACGUACGGCGUACGGCGUACCGUAUCGUACCGUAGAGCGGUAGCGUGAGGUGAGGGCACGCAGCAUGGCAA
This is a messenger RNA of Jaminaea rosea, 1333 nucleotides long. RefSeq names its product ketol-acid reductoisomerase. Gene Ontology annotation, cellular component: mitochondrion. The record is from RefSeq and is a predicted model, not a curated record. Gene Ontology annotation, molecular function: ketol-acid reductoisomerase activity. Gene Ontology annotation, biological process: L-valine biosynthetic process. NCBI's taxonomy places the organism in Eukaryota, Fungi, Basidiomycota, Exobasidiomycetes, Microstromatales. The transcript has 5 exons. Bases 34 to 1248 code for a protein of 404 amino acids.